UCGUUGUCGGGAACGGAGACGUCGUAUUAUUCAGUAGCCUUUCUGGCAAAUCGCGCCACCGUAUUGGUAAUGUAGGGUCCAAAAGAGUUUUACUUGAUGUGACGUGGCGUUCAUAGCUCAGGGUGAUUAUUUCCUCUUAAAGCCAGUUCAUGAACAAAGCCAUUUAUUCCUACUUCCGCUCUGAUUCUCAUCAGUAAUGGCUGUUCAUUCGUCCUGCGAGGGAGGACCACUAAUUGCGGAAUUCCUGAAAGGGAAUGGCAGCGAACCUGCCGAUUGUCGGUGUGCGAAAUCACUCAAAUCAAGCCCUACAGACGCUAGCCAAUGCUUUUCCUCAGAGAUUCCGCCAAUUCUUGUUGAAGAUGCUUCACUACCAUCAGGAUUAUAUCAACCUUUAAGCAGCUCACCGGGUCAAGAUGUCUAUAGUGUUUCACUGUUGUCCAAGGACGUUGACGAUGCACAUUGUGCUUCACCACCAACAUUCUUGAGCAUCUUGGAGGUUCCCAAUCAAUCUAAAGAUCCAAUAUGCCUAGAUGCUCAAUUGGAUUGCCAGAACUGCUUUGAUUUCCGAGUGGAGAGUGAAGAGGGGUAUUCCCCAUGCAUAAUUGAUAUGCCUAGUGGAAAUGAAAAUUCAGUUUCAUCUCAAUCCUAUGAAGAGGGAGUUGAAAGUCUUAAAAGUGAAAAUUUACUAUCUAGGUUAUUUUGGAGACAAGCGAAUUUUAAAUCUAGCGGAAGAGCUGGAUUCUUCAGUAGGUUGGAUGCAUUUUUAACUGUUACGUGUAAACUAACAGAUAAAUCAGUCACUGAGAAAGUUCACGAUAUGCCAAAUAACAAAUGCAGAAGACUAAAGCGUUCUGCCUCAUUCGAUUCCAGAAAAGUCGCUUUUCUGUUUUCAAUAUUGUCAAGUUUGGGAUCGCUGGUGUUGAUAUAUCUGACGUUGCGAAUCAGGCAGAAGGCAAAGUACACUGCGAUAUGCCUAAACUGGGGACAAUAAAAGUGAAAGAGAGAGGCCUGGUCUGAUUUGAAUAUAUUUUCGAAUACAAUUUAAAUAAAAAUUCCUUAUUUUUCGUCCUUUUUCUCAACUAAACAUGCU
Neltuma alba is the source of this 1090-nucleotide messenger RNA. RefSeq lists its product as uncharacterized. The transcript is spliced from 8 exons. Bases 197 to 991 code for a protein of 264 amino acids. The record is from RefSeq and is a predicted model, not a curated record. Lineage: Eukaryota; Viridiplantae; Streptophyta; Magnoliopsida; Fabales; Fabaceae.